AUGUUGACAUUUUUUAGGUUUACAAGUAUUGUUCAUGAAGUUGUUGGACGAGGUGGACGAUGUCUCAUCCCUGCUUUUGCUCUUGGUCGGGCUCAGGAAUUGCUGCUUAUUUUAGAUGAAUAUUGGGAGGCUCAUCCUGAGUUACAAGAUAUUCCAGUAUAUUAUGCAAGCUCGCUGGCGAAAAAGUGUAUGGCUGUAUAUCAGACAUUUGUAAGUGGAAUGAACAGUCGCAUACAGAAACAAAUAGCACUGAAUAAUCCAUUCGUUUUUAAACAUGUUUCCAAUUUAAAGAGUAUCGAUCAUUUUGAAGAUGUGGGUCCAUGUGUUGUACUUGCAUCGCCAGGCAUGUUGCAGAAUGGUCUCAGCAGAGAGCUGUUUGAGAACUGGUGUACAGAUUCUAAAAAUGGUUGUAUCAUAGCUGGUUACUGCGUCGAAGGGACACUUGCUAAGCAUAUUUUAUCAGAGCCGGAGGAAAUUGUUGCAAUGAACGGACAAAAAUUGGCUAUGCGGUUGCAGGUUGCUUAUAUCAGUUUCUCGGCACAUACAGAUUAUACCCAAACAUCGGAUUUCAUCCGUGCUCUUCGUCCGCCGCAUCUUGUGUUGGUGCAUGGGGAAAUGAAUGAAAUGAAUCGUUUGAAAGCAGCAAUCAUAAGGCAGUAUGAAGAUGAAUCCGAUUUUCACAUCGAGGUAUAUAAUCCUCGAAAUACUGAAUCAGUUGAAUUGCAUUUCAGAGGAGAAAAAACUGCGAAGGUUGUUGGAAAAAUGGCGAUGACAACACCAGGAGAUGGGCGAAUUUUGAGCGGUGUCUUGAUUCGACGAAAUUUUAAUUAUCACUUGAUGCAUGCCGAUGAUCUUAGCGCAUACACGGAUUUGUCAAAUAGUAUCUUGACACAACGAGAGAGUGUCUUCUACAGUGGUACGAUUACAUUAUUGCUUCAUAAUUUGCAACAAGUGGCUGGUGAUGUAAGCUAUGAUGAAAUCGAUUCCAAAGAUACUUUAGACCCUACCUAUGCCAUCAAACUGUUUGAUGAACGGAUCCGUGUGUUAGUUUAUUACUCACAACAUGUCGCCAUUAUUGAAUGGACAUCAAAUCCAGUAAGCGAUAUGUUCGCUGAUGCAACUUUAGCCGCAAUUUUGCAUGCACAGACAAAUCCGGUACCUGAUAAAAGUCUUGCAAAAUGGAGCGUAAAACCUAAUGAAGUGGAAUGCUUGAUGAAGACGCUGGCUGAGCUGUGUGGUGACCAAGCAGUUAUCCAGAUGACCGCUAAUGCAAUUGAUUUAGCAGUAGAUGGGAAAGAAGCUAAAAUAGACUUAGACACAAUGCGUAUUUCAUGUACUGAUCAACUGUUGCAUCAUUUGAUCUCCUCCGUAUGCCAGAAAAUGAUGAAUUCGCUACUGCCGGUUUGCACCGUGACAGUCGCAAAGUAA
Molecule: messenger RNA, 1428 nt
Organism: Loa loa (African eye worm)
Lineage: Eukaryota; Metazoa; Nematoda; Chromadorea; Rhabditida; Onchocercidae
Product: cleavage and polyadenylation specific factor 3
Exons: 10
Coding region: 1-1428 (475 amino acids)
Biological process (GO): mRNA 3'-end processing by stem-loop binding and cleavage
Cellular component (GO): mRNA cleavage and polyadenylation specificity factor complex
Molecular function (GO): 5'-3' exonuclease activity; RNA binding; RNA endonuclease activity
Source: RefSeq, a predicted model, not a curated record